AUGGCUCAAGCUUCCACCAACGGCGCCAACGGCGCAAAGGGCCAGCUGUCCGCCAACGACAACAUCCAGCGCUUCGCUGCCCCCAGCCGACCGCUCAGCCCGCUCCCCGAGCAUGCUCUGUUCAACGACAAGACGCGAUGCUUCGUCUACGGUCUGCAGCCCCGUGCCGUCCAGGGCAUGCUGGACUUUGACUUCAUCUGCAAGCGCAAGACGCCCUCGGUCGCCGGCAUCAUCUAUACCUUUGGCGGCCAGUUCGUCAGCAAGAUGUACUGGGGCACCAGCGAGACUCUCCUGCCCGUCUACCAGGAGGUCAGCAAGGCCAUGGCCAAGCACCCCGACGUCGAUGUCGUCGUCAACUUUGCUUCCUCGCGAAGUGUCUACAGCUCCACCAUGGAGUUGAUGGAGAACCCCCAGAUCAAGACGAUUGCCAUCAUCGCCGAGGGUGUCCCCGAGCGUCGCGCUCGUGAGAUUGCCCACGUUGCCAAGAAGAAGGGCGUCACCAUCAUUGGCCCCGCCACCGUCGGUGGCAUCAAGCCCGGCAGCUUCAAGAUCGGCAACACUGGUGGCAUGAUGGACAACAUCGUCGCCUCCAAGCUGUACCGCAAGGGCUCCGUCGGCUACGUCUCCAAGUCUGGCGGCAUGUCCAACGAGCUCAACAACAUCAUUGCCCAGAACACCGACGGUGUUUACGAGGGUGUCGCCAUCGGUGGUGACAGGUACCCCGGGACCACCUUCAUCGACCACAUGCUGCGGUAUCAGGCCGACCCCGACUGCAAGAUCCUCGUGCUUCUUGGCGAGGUCGGUGGUGUCGAGGAGUACAAGGUGAUCGAUGCCGUCAAGCAGGGCAUCAUCACCAAGCCCAUCGUUGCUUGGGCCAUCGGAACUUGCGCCAGCAUGUUCAAGACCGAGGUCCAGUUCGGCCACGCUGGUUCGUUCGCCAACUCCCAGCUCGAGACGGCGGCGAUGAAGAACAAGAUGAUGCGUGAGGCUGGCUUCUACGUCCCCAACACCUUUGAGGACAUGCCCGCCGUCCUCAAGGAGGUCUACGACGCGCUGGUCAAGAAGGGCACAAUCGUCCCCCAGCCCGAGCCUGUCGUGCCCAAGAUUCCCAUCGACUACUCGUGGGCCCAGGAGCUCGGCCUCAUCCGAAAGCCCGCCGCCUUCAUCUCGACGAUUUCCGACGACCGUGGCCAGGAGCUGCUCUACGCCGGUAUGCCCAUCUCCGACGUGUUCAGGGAGGACAUUGGCAUCGGCGGCGUCAUGUCGCUGCUGUGGUUCCGCCGCAGACUGCCCGACUACGCAUCCAAGUUCCUCGAGAUGGUUCUCAUGCUCACUGCCGACCACGGUCCUGCUGUGUCUGGCGCCAUGAACACCAUCAUCACCACCCGUGCGGGCAAGGAUCUGAUCAGCGCCCUGGUUUCCGGUCUCCUGACGAUUGGCUCCCGAUUCGGUGGUGCCCUGGACGGCGCCGCCGAGGAGUUCACUCGCGCCUUUGACAAGAACCUGAGCCCCCGCGAGUUCGUCGACAGCAUGCGCAAGGCCAACAAGCUCAUCCCCGGUAUCGGCCACCGCGUCAAGUCGCGCAACAACCCCGAUCUGCGUGUCGAGCUUGUCAAGGAGUACGUCCUGGCCAAGUUCCCCAGCCACAAGCUGCUCGACUACGCCCUGGCCGUUGAGACGGUCACGACCUCCAAGAAGGACAACCUGAUCCUCAACGUGGACGGCUGCAUCGCCGUCUGCUUCGUCGAUCUGCUCCGCAACUGCGGCGCCUUCUCCACUGAGGAGGCCGAGGAGUACCUCUCCAUGGGUGUCCUCAACGGUCUCUUCGUCCUCGGCCGAAGCAUUGGUCUGAUUGCCCACUACCUCGACCAGAAGAGACUGCGCACCGGCCUGUACCGCCACCCGUGGGAUGACAUCACCUACCUGCUGCCCAACCUGCGCGAGGGCCGGCCUGGCGCCGAGGGCAGAGUGGAGGUUCAGAUGUAG
This is a messenger RNA of Purpureocillium lilacinum, 1986 nucleotides long. RefSeq names its product citrate synthase. Gene Ontology annotation, biological process: tricarboxylic acid cycle; acetyl-CoA biosynthetic process; fatty acid biosynthetic process. Gene Ontology annotation, cellular component: cytosol. NCBI's taxonomy places the organism in Eukaryota, Fungi, Ascomycota, Sordariomycetes, Hypocreales, Ophiocordycipitaceae. The record is from RefSeq and is a predicted model, not a curated record. Gene Ontology annotation, molecular function: ATP citrate synthase activity.